AAAAAUGAGAAUUUUGCCCAAAUUCCAUUCAUUUCUUUACAUUUCUAACGCAGAAAAUUGGAUUCUUCAGCCGUUCAAGUCGCAACGGAUGCAUGUUUCAAUACACCGCAAAUCUCCAACCACUCAUCCAUCCAAGGAAAUUCCAGUCUCCGAAGAAACCCACAUGAAAAAACCAGAGACAGAGACCAAAGACACGACCUCCCUCUUUCAUACGAUUUCAGAGAUUGUAGGCACUGAAAAUCUCGGCAUUGACAGAAAUUCGUCUGAAAUUCCAAUCUUUGAAGAAACCCACGUCAGAAUUCCUAAGAUAAGGCCCCAACGUGUGAUCAGCACUCUACCUGUUUGUGGAAAUACCCAAGAGAGCAUGGGGCAUGCAAAAAAUCUCAGAGGCCAAAAGAACUGUCGAUCAGAUGGGUUUGUUUCUGAAAUGUCGAUAUCCAGAAAAUCCCACCUCAGAAAUCAGAAGAAACGGCGACGACACGUUGGCACCCCACCUGUCAAUGAAAAGAUCAAAGAGACUACACGAACUGAAAACAACGUUGGAAACAUGAGAAAACAUCUCUUCGAGGGAUCUAUAUGUGAAACAUCGGUAUCUGAAAAUAAGAUAGGGAGCCAAAGUGUAGGAAUCCCAUCUGUUUGUGGAAACGAUGCUGGACAGAAAAAGAAUCCUCCAUCUGAAGAAAUUGUAUGUGAAAGUUCAGUGUCGGACACAACCCACUUGGGAAAUCAAUUGGUAGAAGAUAUAAGCCCUGUUGUUCAUAGGAUUACAGAGAUUGUACGAGCCGAGAACCCUCAAAUUCCUAUGGAGAAAUGUUUAGAGAAUUCGAGCCUUUAUUUGAAUUCAGAGAUUGUGGAGAAAGUGCUGAAGAGAUGCUUUAAAGUAGGACAUUUAGCUCUUCAGUUCUUCAAUUGGGUCAAGCUCCAGCAUGGGUUUUGCCACACGACGGAGACUUACAAUACCAUGAUUUACAUAGCUGGAGAGGCAAGAGAUUUUGAUUUGAUGGAGAAAUUGGUAGAGGAAAUGUGUAUGGAAUCCUGUCCGAAGAACAUUAACACCUGGACGAUUCUAAUCUCUCAUUAUGGGAAGGCAAAAAUGACUGGAAACGCAUUGUCAGCCUUUGAGAAGAUGAGGAAAUCCAGUUGUGAACCUGAUGAGGCAGCUUACAAAUCGAUCAUUAAUGCCCUUUGUAACGUGGGAAAAGCCGAGCUAGCUAUGGAAUUUUACAAGGAGAUGGUUUCUAAGAACUUGAGCAUAGACAGGAAGUUGUGUAGUAUUCUUAUGUGUUGUCUAACGGGAGCAGGAGAUAUAGAAGCGAUUCAUACAGUUGGGGAUGAUAUGAUGAAGAUUGCUGAGAUUCCGGAAAAUGAAGUUUAUACUUGUAUUCUGAGGAGCUUUUGUUUGUCUGGGAGGAUGAAUGAAGCUCUGCAAUGGAUUGAUGAGCUUAAAGACAAAAGCCCAAUGUCCGAGCCUGAAAAUCUCAAAGUUCUGGUGAAAGGGUUGUGUCGGGCAGGCAGAGUUGAUGAUGCUUUGGAAAUCAUUAACGCUACAGGGCAUAACUCUGUUGGAGAUGGGAAGGUUUAUGAGGCCAUUCUCAAUGGGUACUUGAGAAAAGACAAUUUUUCUAAGGCCUUUGAAGUGCUGAGUACUAUGAAAGAAUCCGGGUUCUUGCCUACAGUGUCGACUUACACUGAUAUGAUCCAGCAUCUCUUCUGUUCAAACGAGUAUGAAAAAGCUUGUGAGAUUUAUAGGCAGAUGUUGGGAAAUGGAAUUGAGCCAGAUGCUGUGGCGAUCACGGCCAUGGUCGCAGGGCACGUGCAGAACGGCCGCAUUUCCGAAGCAUGGGAAGCUUUUGAUGGUAUGAAGAGGAAAGGCAUUGGGCCAACUCGGAAAGCUUAUUCAGUAUUCAUUAAGGAGCUCUGUAAAGCUUCUAAAACAGAGGAGGCUUUCAGCCUUUUGAAUGAAAUGUGGGAUUUGAAGAUAAAUGCCAGUCACAAAGUAUUUCAUUUGGUUUCAUCUUCUUUACAACAGAAAGGGGAAUUGGAGAAAGCUGGGCGAGUCAAGUGGAUGUUUAGAUCCUUUGAACUUAAUAAUCAAGAUGACAAACUAGAAGAUCUAUCCAUCGAUCAUCAUCAUUCCUGCAAUGGGACCCACGAUGUUUUCAGUACACUACCUGAGAAACCGUAUUACUCAGUGAAGCAGGACCUGGACUUCAACCAAGUACAGCCAGCAAGGACUGAUAUUAGUGUAAUGGACCCACCGAAAAAAGGUUACAGCUGCCAUGAUCUUGAUGAAGUAUGUAGAAUCUUGUCUUCUUCAAAAGAUUGGUGGGCCAUGCAAGAAGUCUUGGAGAAGAGCACAGUUCAUUUCACACCAGAAUUCGUCCUGGAGAUUCUCCAUAAUUGUCAGAAACAUGGUUAUGCCGCUUUGCAGUUUUUCUCAUGGGUAGGACAGCGAUCUGGCUACAAGCACACAUCAGAAACCUACAACAUGGCUAUCAAAAUCUCCGGCGGCGCGAAAGAUUUUAAGCAUAUGAGGAAACUCCAUCUUGAGAUGAGAAGAAAAGAGUGCUUGGCAACUUCAGAUACGUGGACCAUCAUGAUCACCCAAUACGGCCGGGCUGGCCUGACUGAGAUUGCUCUAAAGAAAUUUGAAGAGAUGAAGGUUGAAGGGUGUAAACCAAAUGGAAGCACAUACAAGUAUUUGAUCAUUUUUCUCUGUGGAAAGAAAGGCCGGAAGGUAGAUGAAGCGGUCAAAAUAUUCCAAGAGAUGAUGUGUGUCGGACAUGUACCAGAUAAAGAACUGUGUGAGAUCUAUCUCUCUUGUUUAUGCGAAGUGGGGAGGUUGUUGGAUGCUAGAAGAUGCUUUGAAUCUCUAUGCAACAGCGGGUUUGCAAUUCAAACAAGCUAUUCAUUGCUUGUUAAAGCUCUUUGCCGAGCUGGGAGACUGGAGGAGGCUCUCGCAUUAGAAGGCACCCAGGGAUUAACAGUAGAUCGAUAUAUUUAUGGGAGUCUAAUUCAUGGACUUCUACGUGGAGGGCGGUUGGACGAAGCCUUGGAGAAAAUUGAUGCAAUGAAACGAGGUGGGAUUGUUCCAACCGUUCAUGUUUACACAUCAUUGAUAGUGCAUUUUUUCAAGGAGAAGCAGAUUGGAAAAGCUCUGGAAAUGUUUAACCAAAUGGUAGAGGACAGCUGCGAACCGACUGUGAUCACUUACUCUGCAUUGAUUCGUGGGUAUACAAUGGAGGGGAGGAUUUCUGAAGCUUGGAAUGUCUUCCGUCGGAUGAAAUUGAAAGGACCAUUCCCUGAUUUUAGAACUUACUCGAUGUUUGUAACUUGUCUUUGUAGAAUUGGGAGAUCGGAAGAAGCGUUGCAGCUCAUCCAUGAAAUGUUGGAUAGUGGAAUUCUCCCAAGCAGUAUUAACUUCAGGACCGUGUUCUAUGGCCUAAACAGAGAAGGUAAGCAAGAUUUAGCCCGUACUGUAUUAGAAACUAAGUGGGCCCUCGCAAGGAAAAGAAAGUUCUGCACAUGAAUCCUCUUUUGAUUAUUCUGAUUUCUAUUCAGUUC
Magnolia sinica is the source of this 3564-nucleotide messenger RNA. Its product is annotated as putative pentatricopeptide repeat-containing protein At5g06400, mitochondrial. Gene Ontology annotation, molecular function: protein binding. The transcript has a single exon. The record is from RefSeq and is a predicted model, not a curated record. The coding region runs from base 5 to 3529 and encodes 1174 amino acids. Lineage: Eukaryota; Viridiplantae; Streptophyta; Magnoliopsida; Magnoliales; Magnoliaceae.